Angiostrongylus costaricensis is the source of this 2001-nucleotide messenger RNA. Lineage: Eukaryota; Metazoa; Nematoda; Chromadorea; Rhabditida; Metastrongylidae. The record is from the annotation of a GenBank genome assembly.
AUGGAUUUUAUGCGUCGUUGGACGCUAACUGAGCAGACGUUGUUCUCGAACAGCACCACCCAAGGAUCGUUGGAAGGACCACCUCAGCUUGACAUCAUUGCCGACGGAGUCAGUGAACAUCGAGGUAAUUUCCUGCUCAGUCCUGUGAAAGCGAUGUAUUCGUUGAUAAGUGGCCAAAAUGAUGAAACACGUGAUCCAGCAAGCGGAUCAGCUUCCGGAAUGGAUGAAACUGAAGCGUCAACAUCAGCAAGUAGUAGUGUGACAUGCAGGAGACGAGCCACUUUAUCAAAGGAACCGCCAAUUGUUGAUCUCACUGACGAUUCGAACAAUCAAACCAAUUCGAGAACCAGUGUUGAAUCUGAUACAUCCAGUGUAUUUUCUCCUGUAAAUGCGCAACUAAACAUUCGACGUAGAACUGAAGACGCCGAACAUCUGGAUUUUAACGACGAUGGAAAUACCGAAGAUGUGGAGUACAUUGAAACUCGUGUAUCUCCAUCUUGUGUAGAGAACCAGGAUGAGGAGGAUGAGGUUGUUAUACAGUUCGUAAAAGAAGUUGAACGGCAGGACGAAGCCGAUGAUGUGGAAAUUGUUGCUGAAGUUUGUAACUUUCCGAAGGAAACCAUAUUGGCGGACAGAAAAUCUGUCGAGUCUGUAAGGGAACAGUCGUUUUUCCAGCCUUCGAAUGUAAAUCUGCUUGCCCGAGACUGCUUGUUGGAUAUGCUUGUGAAAAUGGGUGGAAAUAAAGUUAUAUACCCAGCUGCAAAUAAAUUGUCGUUUCCUGAGACAGUAGAUAAAACCAAACCUUUUCGGAAGACGAAGCGAGUGGUUGAUGGAUAUGAUGGCAUAAAUAGGGUACGCUCUGCUCUGGACAAAUGUUUGCCGAAAAACUCCACUAAAAAUAAGCCUGAGACAAAAGAUUUGAAUAAGUCCUUUGAGCGACAAUCUUCUUCAGAACAGUUGAGUGAAUCCUCUUUGUCCGAAGCUGUUAACGGUGAAGACCCACGUAUUCUAUCAAAUUCUGAAAUCCAGAGCUCCCGUUCAACGACUCCGGCGAGUGAAUUCUCUGCUGGAGUAAAUCGAAUCACAGAACUGCUGGAAAAACUGAACAACAUUGGUCAACGUCCGACACCAGAUCAGAAGUACAACAGAUUUGCUGCCGAAAGGCAAGAAUUGCGUGAUAGAGAGAUUGAACUUCAAGAGGAAGUUCGUAUACGACAUCUAGCUCGACAACGUAGACGAGAACGUAUCCAGGAACAGACACGACGACGACUUGAGUUACUUGGAAUUCGUCCCCCAACGGCGAAACCCAAAAUCAAGGACGAGUUCCCACCGCUAUCUGCCGAAGUUGAGGAGCUAUGUCAACGCAUAUGGAACAGACGCUUACCAGAAUCGGAAGAACUCACUGAGGCGUUCGGCUUUAAAUUGACGCGGAAGGACCUCUCAACGUUAUCUGGUUUGGACUGGUUGAACGAUGAAGUAAUAAAUUUUUAUUUGCAAUUAGUUUGUCAAAGAAGCAUGGACGCGAAGGAUCUUCCAAAGGUGUAUGCUUUCAACACAUUCUUCUAUGCGAGUAUUUCCACGAAAGGCUAUGCUUCUGUCAAAAGGUGGACGAGAAAAGUUGAUAUCUUUGCGUACGACAUACUUUUGGUGCCGAUACACCUCAGCGUUCAUUGGUGUGUAGCGGUAAUUGAUCUGGCGGAAAGACGCAUUGAUUAUUAUGACUCAUUGCUUGGAAGAAACCAAAAGUGCCUCGACCUUCUGAAGAACUACCUCAUUGAAGAAUGCAAAGAUAAGAAGAAACAGGUCUUUGAUUUCAAAGGAUGGGAGUUUAAUUUACGCACGGAUAUUCCUCGUCAGAUGAAUGGCAGCGAUUGUGGCGUGUUUCUGUGUAAAUUCGCAGAAUUCGCUUCCAGAAGAGCGCCGAUAGUGUUCACACAGCAACACAUGCCAUACUAUCGGCGACGAAUGCUGUACGAGUUAGUCAAGAAGAAGUUGUUGUAG